This is a messenger RNA of Rotaria sp. Silwood2, 753 nucleotides long. The record is from the annotation of a GenBank genome assembly. Lineage: Eukaryota; Metazoa; Rotifera; Eurotatoria; Philodinida; Philodinidae.
UAAACUCUGAAAAGAAAGAUUCUAUACUAUUUUAAAAGACUUUAUAUCAUAAUAAGAAUUCAUGAGAUUAUGAAAGUAUAAAAUUAGUUAUUGAACAUAUACAUUCGUAUUCUACAUGAAAUUAUGAAUAAAUUCGUUCUUGAAUUUUAUAAUUAUUUGUUCAACAAGCUUAAUGAUACUUAUGUUUCUGUUUCCAAACCUAAUUAUAUUCAUAUAGCGAUGGAAUUAAUUGAAGAAGAUUUUAAUAUAUUUCAAAAUGCUGUUGAAAAGAAUUCUUUUGAUGAAGAAAAUUUCAAAACUGCACUCUUUCAUUGUUUCUUUUAUUCAGGUAAUAACAUUGAUUGUACAGUAUUUGUUAAUUUUUAUGCUAAAUUUGAUUUUAUGUUAAUUAAUAUAGAAUUUACCUGUUUUUCAUUUAUAUUACGAUUACUUGUUCAACUUGCACAAGUUCAUGUUAUAUCUUUAUUUGAAGUACAUCAACAUAUUUCAAAUGUUAUUGCAAACUUAUCAUCUAAUCAUGAUUAUAUAGAUAAACUUGAUAAAAACCAUAUUUUUCAAUAUUUACUUAAUCUUAGUUGUGCAAAAGAGACACAAUCAUCGUUAUCAAAACUCGCAUUAAUUACUGAAAAAGAUAUUGACAACAAAUUUAAUAAUGAGCUUUAUUCUAUUAAUAAGAACUCAAUUCUAUUUCUUAAAAGAAAUUAUUUUCUUAAUGAAUUUCGAACAAUUUUUAGUAAUUCUCUCUGUAAUUGA